AUAAUUUAUCCCUCCGCCCGCCGUCCGGUGAGUUUUAUCGGCGGCGAGUAGAGUCAAUGCCGGCGCAAAAGCGUUCGCACGAAGCUCGUUAUGAGGACGAUGACGAUGAUGUUGACCUGCAACGUAAUAAUCCGAACAUUCCCGAGGAAUCCGAAGAAGACGACGACGCCGAAGACGUAGAACAAGAUGAACAAGCAGAAUCGGAUGAUGAUGGAAGCGCUUCCUCUAGUUGCAGCGACAAGGACGAAUUUUACUUUAUUCGGGAUGGUUGUUGCAGUUUUGUCCUCGUAAAGCUGGCUGAAAUUCGCAAGGAGGUGCAAUGCCCAAUUUGUUUAGGUAUAAUUCGGAAGACCAGAACGGUUAUGGAAUGCCUGCACCGCUUUUGUAGGGAAUGCAUAGACAAAUCAAUGAGACUGGGGAACAAUGAAUGCCCUGCUUGUCGUGCUCAUUGUGCAAGUCGUCGUUCUCUGAGGGAUGAUCCCAACUAUGAUGCCCUGAUCGCAGUUUUGUACCCUGACAUUGAUAAAUAUGAAGCAGAGGAGUUUGCCUUUCAUGAAGAGGAGAAAGCUCGGAAUAAGCAGUUACCUGCACAGAUCCAAGCUUCAAUUGCCCAGACUUCUCGCCGCCAAUUAGAAGCACUGGGAAAGAAGCGUACAACUGCUAAAGCCACUGCUGCUGUGUUUAUGAGGAGAUCACAGGGAAACACACGGAAUCUCAGGGGAAGGAGAAAUCAUAAAUCUUCUGAACCACAAGGAUCUGACAAUGAGGAUGAUGCUGAUAACAAUGAUGGAGGAAAAUUUUCCUCUGAUGCUGAUGAACCAUCUUCAGAAUUAAGACCAAAGAGACACAAGAGAUGGAGAGGAGCGCGAUCUUCUCAACCUUCACUACCUUCAAGUAGUGCUGAUGGAGGCUGUGAUGAGAACGAGGUAGAAGGUACCAGAGAUAUGACAGGCAUAUCUGCUGGGCUUGUUGGCAGUUCAGAAAUUCUAGCCUGGGGUCGAGGUGGCAUGAGAAGUCACACACGCCAUGGUAGCCUAAGCAAUAGUGCUGGCAAGAGUGCAAGGAACAGUCGCCUCUCUAAGCUGAUUGAUCAUCUUCGAAAAUUACCACAAAACAAUGACAAGCUGGAUAUCCAUCUCAAGCUCAUCUCCUUGGAUGAACAAAAUAUACCCAAUCUGCAACACCUAUACCUUUGCUGCAGCCCAACUAUGUCAAUUAUACAUGUAAGCCAGUAUGUUGCUCUUGAGAAAGGUUUGCAAGAUGAUGAGAUCGAACUGCUGCUGGUGAAGGGGGAUCAUUUUGAAAUCAAUCAUUCAGCAUCCUUAAAAGUUCCUACUGGAGAACAGCCUGAGCCUGCUGUUAUAAAUCCUUUGACAGAUGAGUUGCAAUUGUUGGAAGAGCAUCAAACCUUGUUGGAUGUUGCAAAAGGGUCAGCUCAGAAAGAUCUGACUCUUGCUUACAGGAAGAAGUCGUGUAGCUCGUGAAAUCAAGAACGAGUGAGAAAAAGGAAAUUGGUAUGUAUCGCCCCAUGAAUGUUUAAUUAAUCCUCUUAGUAGUUGAGAAACACUGGAUAAACACAUCAACAAUUUGUCGAUAUUUUACUCAACUUAUAGUUAGAAAAAAAGGUACCGAUACUUUAUUGUACAUUAAGGUAGCAUUAGUCACACAAUUUUCAA
Molecule: messenger RNA, 1676 nt
Organism: Cynara cardunculus var. scolymus (artichoke)
Lineage: Eukaryota; Viridiplantae; Streptophyta; Magnoliopsida; Asterales; Asteraceae
Product: putative E3 ubiquitin-protein ligase RING1a
Exons: 10
Coding region: 57-1484 (475 amino acids)
Source: RefSeq, a predicted model, not a curated record